AUGAUUCAAGAUUCAUCGACUUUGCUCAAGCACAAGCGAUCUGUCAAAGAUCAAAUUAUCAAUCGGCAUAAUGUCAAAUUUUUUAUUCGAAUUCUUGUCGGUCUUGCUUUGGCUCAUUUUAUUGGACAUCAAUUUCGAUUAAGUGAUGCUGCGCCGAAUAGGAAAUUUAGCUUGAAAAAUCGACCACAAAAAAUAUCUAUUGCAAAUGCAUCAACCAAUGAUGAAACAACAUCGACAAUUCGUACUACGACGGCUGCCACAGAGUCAACAACAAUUAGUUGGCAGCCAGGACAAUUAAAAAAUUGUACUGAACCAGCUAUUGGUGAAUUUCCCGACGAUCUCUUUACUCAAUCUCAACGGAGUCACGGAGCUGUAAUAUUUCAUUUGUUUGCUUGCUUUUAUAAUUUUAUUGCUAUUGCUAUUGUGGUUGACGAUUAUUUUAUUGCGGCACUCGACAAACUCUGUGCAGCAUUAGAUCUUGAUGAAGAUGUUGCUGGCGCAACGUUCAUGGCUGGCGGUUCAUCGUCACCAGAACUUUUUAUUGCUCUUAUCGGUAUUUUUGUGGCUAAAGGUGAUGUAGGUGUCGGCACAAUUGUUGGCUCGGCUGUUUUUAAUGUUGUAUGCGUCAUUGGCAUUUGUGGAUUGUUUGUUAAUGGAGCUAUUCGACUGACUUGGUGGCCAUUAUGUCGAGAUUCAGUUUAUUAUGCCUUUUCAAUCAUCGUUCUAAUUCUGUGUUUAUCCGAUGGUCGAAUAACAUUAUUUGAAUCGGGAUUUCUUCUUUUUAUCUACGUGGUCUAUAUUAUAAUUAUGUGUAAUAAUCAAAAUUUACAACGAUUCAUUGUUCAACGAUGGCAAAUAUUUCAAUCGUUUAAUGCUGUCGAAGAACCAAUUAUGAAUUAUGCUCAAACACAGAGAAAUUAUGGCAUGAAUAGCAAUUAUCAGCGUUUCGAAGAAGAAAUGAAUUCAACGAGAAUGUCAAUGAAUGAUCUGGCUUCGAUGGAUUUUGAAACAACAACAAUACGAAUCAUGAUGACGAGACGUUUUCCCGAGCGGACAAGAUUUAAAAUGGCUGUUCGAUUUGUUAUCAGUCAAGCAAAAUCACGUAAAGGACGAGGUAUUAGUCGUCCAGAAAAGCCUAGCAGCGAGCGACGCUUUUCAUUUUAUCAAGGUCGAACACCCAGCCUAUUAGCAAUCGAUGAAACGUAUGACCAUUGGAAAAUAAUUCCAAAUUAUAAUUAUAAUCCUAUUGGAUUUAUUAAAUGGGCUUCUGCCGUACCAAUUAGAAUAAUGUUCUACUAUACGAUUCCUGAUUGUCGAAGACCAAGAUUCUUUAAAUGGUAUCCAUUAACAUUCGCCAUGACUAUUGUUUGGUUAACCAUAUUAACUUAUUUCAUGGUCUGGAUGGUGACAAUAAUUGGUUUUACAUUUAGCAUACCUGACAGUAUCAUGGGAAUCACAUUUCUUGCAGCGGGUAGCAGCGUUCCGGAUGCACUUAGCAGUAUUCUAGUUGUUCGUCAAGGUCUUGUGGAUAUGGGUGUAUCGAAUACAUUCGGUUCGAAUGUAUUUGAUUUACUUGUCGGUCUCGCGUUACCAUGGUUUGCAAAGAUAUUAAUUAGUGGUGAACCAGUGCAUAUUAAUUCCAAUGGGCUUUUGUAUGAUGCGGUAUUAUUACUUGGCAUUGUUAUCAUAACGGUGAUGAGUAUUCAUGGUAGAAGAUGGUAUUUAGAUAGGUUUCUUGGUAUGUUUUUUCUGGCUGUCUAUGCAAUAUUCGUUGUUUUUUCAUUAUUAAUUGAACUAAAUGUUUUUGGUUUUGUCAAUCCACCUAUGUGUGUGUAA
This is a messenger RNA of Rotaria socialis, 1836 nucleotides long. The record is from the annotation of a GenBank genome assembly. Lineage: Eukaryota; Metazoa; Rotifera; Eurotatoria; Philodinida; Philodinidae.